Molecule: messenger RNA, 1334 nt
Organism: Triticum aestivum (bread wheat)
Lineage: Eukaryota; Viridiplantae; Streptophyta; Magnoliopsida; Poales; Poaceae
Product: cyclic pyranopterin monophosphate synthase, mitochondrial
Exons: 3
Coding region: 385-1062 (225 amino acids)
Biological process (GO): Mo-molybdopterin cofactor biosynthetic process
Source: RefSeq, a predicted model, not a curated record
UUAAUGCAGCACUCGUUUCUCAGAAAUCCUUUCUCAAAAAAAAAAAACUCGUUUCUCAGAAAAAGACGAAGCGCCCAGAAGCCGCCGCCGCCGCGCCCGACGGAUCGUGACACAUAGCACAGCAGCCGCCGGCCCCCGUCGCGCCACCACCGGACAGCGGCACACAUCGGCCGCCGCCAACAGCCAACGGGCCCACCGGCACACAGCAGCACGACGGCGGCGAGUCGGCCGACCCACGACCCCACGCCACACGGCCACGCAACCACACGCAUCUAGCAGCUGCAAGCCGGCGACGCAGCUUCUUCUCUGAAUCUGAUCCUCUCCAAGUUUUCUUGAAUCCCUGUAAGCUGCACAUAAGUGUAAGUGUGAAGCAGCUGUUUACUCAUGUCCAUCUUUCGCUUCAUUCUCCCGACAAUAGAAAGAAGUAGGGGCUGGAGAUGCUUUGCUACUGGAAUCCCUUCUGAUUCUAUAGCAGAGCUGAAUAAGGAAAUGGAGUCAAUAUUUGGCGAAUCUCCUUCAGCCAGCCCUUUGGGCUCAAAUCCUCCUCAGCAACCAGUCCAGCCCACCCCUGCAGCCAGAGAGACACAACCAGUGCUUACUCAUGUUGAUUGCAGUGGCCAGGCAAAGAUGGUUGAUGUCUCACCCAAACAUGACAGUGAGAGAGUAGCUAUAGCCAGCUGCAGGGUCUUGCUAGGCCAGAAGGCAUUUAACUUGGUGGCGUCAAACCAGAUUGCCAAAGGCGAUGUACUUACUGUUGCAAAGAUAGCUGGAAUAACUGGUGCGAAGCAAACUAGUAACCUCAUACCCCUGUGCCACAACAUUAAUAUCUCCCAUGUUCGUGUUGAUCUCACUCUCAAUGAAGAGGACUCUAGUGUUGUCAUAGAAGGGGAAGCCACCACUUGCGGGAAGACAGGGGUUGAAAUGGAAGCAAUGGCUGCAGUGACCAUUGCCGGACUGACGGUUUAUGACAUGUGCAAAGCAGCUUCAAAGGACAUAUGUAUAACAGAUAUCUGUCUCCAGCACAAAUCGGGGGGAAAGAGUGGAAACUGGUCCAAGAAUUAGAAGCUUCAGUUGCUUUUCUGAGGAUAUGAAUGCAGGCCUGAAUUCUUACACCAGAAGGUUUUGAUUUGCUUUAAAUUUGUGCACACUAGAUGUUAAAUCAUUGAGCCAUCAGAGAAGGUUAUUUUGAAUUCCCUGCCUGUUAAUACACUGCCCAACUGGUUAUAUUACCCAUGGUUUAUUGUGCAUUCUCCAUUGCUGCUCAUUGUACACAGACUGGUAUGCACAUGCCAACAUAAGGUGGAGUAAAUGAAAGUUGUCAAUAAAUAUGUUGA